Messenger RNA from Megalops cyprinoides (Indo-Pacific tarpon), 2109 nucleotides. Its product is annotated as serotransferrin-1-like. The record is from RefSeq and is a predicted model, not a curated record. NCBI's taxonomy places the organism in Eukaryota, Metazoa, Chordata, Actinopteri, Elopiformes, Megalopidae. Gene Ontology annotation, cellular component: plasma membrane; recycling endosome; early endosome. Gene Ontology annotation, biological process: antibacterial humoral response; iron ion transport. The transcript is spliced from 17 exons. The coding region runs from base 1 to 2025 and encodes 674 amino acids.
AUGAAUGCAACAUCCACGCAACAUGACACGCAUGUGAGAUGGUGCACGACAUCUGCAGCAGAGAAGAAAAAGUGUGACGAUUUGGCAGCCGUAGUCACACAGAUCACCUGUGUGCAGAGAGAGGGGUCAGAGGCCUGCAUCAAUGCCAUCAAGGCCAAUGAAGCAGAUGCAGUCACCUUGGAUGGAGGUGAUAUCUACAAAGCCGGUCUCCUCAACAAUGACCUUCAUCCUAUCAUUGCUGAGGAAUAUGGACAAGACUCCGACACCUGCUACUAUGCUGUUGCCAUAGCGAAGCAGGGCAGUGGCUUUGGAUUUCAUGAGCUUAGGGGAAAGAAGUCUUGUCACACGGGUGUGGGGAAGUCUGCCGGCUGGAACAUCCCCAUUGGGACGCUGGUGGCACAGGGUGAGAUCCAGUGGAAUGGCACUGAUGGGGAAUCCAUCGAGGAAGCUGUGUCCAAGUUCUUCUCUGCUAGCUGUGCCCCUGGAGGGACCCAGUUCCCCAAACUGUGUGAGCUGUGCUUGGGCAACUGCUCCCCAACGCAAGAUGAGCCCUACUACAACUAUGAUGGAGCCUUCCGGUGCCUGAAAGAUGGAGCCGGAGACGUGGCCUUCGUGAAGCACACCACUGUCCCAGCCACAGAGAAGGAGGGAUAUGAGCUGCUGUGUAGGAAUGGCAGCAGAGGGAGAGUCGACGACUACGCCACCUGCCACCUGGCCAGAGUGCCUGCCCACGCCGUCGUCAGUCGCAAGGACCCUCAUCUGGCAUCUGCCAUCUGGGACAGCCUUCAAGAGGCCAUGAAAUUCCCACUGUUCUCAUCGGAAGGCUAUUCAUCCAAGAACCUGCUAUUCAAAGACUCUGCUGUUGGGCUGGUGCAACUGCCAAAGACCACAGAUUCAUUCCUCUACCUGGGGGCAGAGUACUUGAGCACCAUCCGCUCCCUCCAGCCAGGUCCAGCAGGGCUGUCCCGCGCAGUGAGAUGGUGUGCAGUGGGACAUGCUGAAGCGCAGAAGUGUAACCAGUGGAGUGUCAGCAGUAUGGAUGAGACGGGCGUGGCCAAGAUUGAGUGCACGCAUGGUGCCAUUGUGGACCAGUGCAUCCGGAAGAUUAUGCGCAAUGAUGCAGACGCCAUGGCAAUGGAUGGAGGGGACGUGUACUCUGCUGGGAAGUGUGGCCUGGUGCCAGCCAUGGUGGAGCAGUACGAUGCAGAGAAGUGUGCCACAGGGGAAGGGGCUGCCUCCUACUAUGCAGUGGCAGUGGUGCGGAAGGGUUCAGGACUCUCCUGGAGCGGGCUGAGAGGGAAGAAGUCCUGCCACACGGGGUUGGGCCGCACUGCUGGCUGGAAUGUCCCCAUGGGCCUGAUCCACAAGUACACCAGCGAGUGUGACUUCUCCAAGUUCUUCAACCAGAGCUGUGCCCCAGGGGCGGAGCCUGGCUCUUCCCUCUGUGCUCUGUGUGCCGGGAGCGGUGUAGGAGGGGAGCAUAAGUGCCAGGACAGCGCUGAAGAGCUGUACUUCGGCUAUGCUGGGGCCUUCAGAUGUUUGGUGGAGGGUGGCGGUGAUGUCGCUUUUGUGAAACAUACCACAGUUCUGGAGAACACCGAUGGAAACGGUGCUCCCUGGGCAGCGACCCUCGGUUCAGCUGACUUUGAGUUGCUGUGCCCGAGUGGCCCCACCAGCACUGCCCCCGUUUCUGAUUACCUGACCUGCCAUCUGGCUAAAGUUCCCGCCCAUGCCGUUAUGACCCGCCCCGAGAGCAGAGCCCGUGUGGUCACAGUCCUUAACCAGCAGCAGGCCAGAUUUGGGUCUUCUGGCACAGACACCUUUAGGAUGUUCCAGUCAGAGGGGCGAAAGAACCUCCUUUUCAAGGACUCCACCCAGUGCCUUCAGGAAGUCCCAGCAGAGCAGGACUUCCAGGACUUCCUGGGUGCGGAGUACUUUGACUCUGUGACAUCACUCAGGAGGUGCGGAAGCGUGUCAGACCUGGAGCAAGCCUGCACCUUCCAUACCUGCCAGCAGAGGGUGUAGAGGAGCAAGCCUGCUGGGAAGACACAUGGUGAACAGUUAUAUAACCAUUAUACUUCUGUCUUAAACUCCAACUCUUACUCUUAC